Molecule: messenger RNA, 2661 nt
Organism: Sycon ciliatum
Lineage: Eukaryota; Metazoa; Porifera; Calcarea; Leucosolenida; Sycettidae
Product: E3 ubiquitin-protein ligase RNF34-like
Exons: 6
Coding region: 275-1795 (506 amino acids)
Biological process (GO): proteasome-mediated ubiquitin-dependent protein catabolic process; negative regulation of extrinsic apoptotic signaling pathway via death domain receptors; protein K48-linked ubiquitination
Cellular component (GO): cytoplasm; plasma membrane
Molecular function (GO): ubiquitin protein ligase activity
Source: RefSeq, a predicted model, not a curated record
UUAUAGAAUGACCAGUGUACGUACGUGGGUGUUCUGGGCAAGUGCUUCUCCCCUUUUCACUGAAUUCAGUCUUCCGUUCUGAUCGUGGGCCCGUGUGACUUUUUACUCUUUACAGCCAGUCCAACAGUUGCUGAAUGUAGAGGUACCUGAUCCGAGCUGACACGUAGCACAUCGUGCUGUUUGAUUUUAGUUGUGCUGUUUGAACAAGAUGCUGCGCUGGAAAAUAUUGGCACAACUUGUUUGUGAUAAGUGAACUCAGUGAACUCAAGCUGCGAUGCCGAACCUCGGGUCCUGCCCGUCCUGUCACGAGCGUUUUUCCUUCAUGUCGGUCUUGAAGCGGCAACGGUGCAGUGACUGCAAGGCAACAUACUGCAGCAAGUGUGGUAGUGACCAGCUGAAUGUUCAUCGGUGCAUGUCCGCUGGCUCGACGCACAGUGUGAAAUGCUGUACACUAUGUACGCUAUAUAGAGCCGGCCCGGCAACUACUAAUCGAACUUACUUGCAAAGCCUGGCUGUACGCGACCUCAAGGAGUACUUAAAAUUUCUGGAGAUACCAACAGAACACUGUAUUGCCAAAACUGACCUUGUCGACCUUAUCACGAGCGCCCCGGAUGUGAAGAAAGGUUGUCGUCCCAAGCAGGCCAAUGGUGGCACGGAGCGGCCGUCGUCACAAGCAUCUUCAACAUCAAGCCAUGCCUCUAGUUCUCGGUCGCAAUCGACCGCGAAGCCACCGGAGGCGUACACCCGUGCAGAGGCGUCGUCCACGCGAACGCAGCGAUCUUCUUCCCAGACGACGCAGCAGCAAAGUUCAACACGAACACAGCCAUCUAGCACUGGAGCUCGGCCGUCCACAACAAGAGCCACUCCGUCGACUAGGACUGCUGCUGGGUAUACUAGCAACUGGUCAUCUACGUCUGCGGGUGAUGGAUCAACGGCACAUCGACCGCCGGCAGCAGCGGCAGAGACUGGGCCAUCCCGGAGUAGUGGCAACUCUGGCUCGAGGAGACGUCAGCCAUCAAACAGGACGUCGGCGGAUGCCACCGAGCAACGGUCUACUUCUCAGCGCAGCUCGCCGCCUGGAGAAGGUAGACGGCGGAGUGGUGUAGACGAUUCUCCGCCACUGCCAGCGUGGGGGGAAGCAACUCGCAGAGAGUCGGAUACGUCCAGGAGUGGCACGCAUUCAACUCCAUCUCUGUCCACAACCUCAUCAUCAACAUCAUCUUUGCGAGGCGGCGGACACCACCGUGCUGGCUAUGCUGAUGUGCACUCAAGUGCCAAUGCCCCUCCGCAGCCUCCGGGCUUUUCGGGUACUGCUGCGGCAGAUAGUCGGGCUAGUCGGGGUGGCGGAGUAGUCUUCACACCUCCACCUGAACCGCGGGACAAGUCCAUGCGAAAUCAGCGAGGGUAUCGAGUAGAUCUGUGCACCAUACAUGCUGACGAUAUCGCCCUCUUGACAGUCAUGCAGUUGAAGGAAACGCUGGCUGUGAACUUUGUUGACUUCCGUGGCUGCGUUGAGAAGAGGGAGCUGGUGGAGCUUGUGAUGCGCCUAUGGCUUGAGAAGCACCCUCUGCCAGGCCAAGCGACGGACGACAGUGAAACAGGCACCUUUAUGAAAAGUUCUUCUCCUGUUGAUGGUAGUGACAGUGAAUGUCGCAUCUGCAUGGAUGAGAGCAUCAACUGUGUCCUUCUCGAAUGUGGCCACAUGUGUUGCUGCGUCAAGUGCGGUCGCCAGCUCGCCGAGUGUCCCAUAUGCCGGCGCUAUGUUUCCCGUGUAGUGCAUGUGUUCAAAACGUAGCAUCUCUGCUGCUGCAUUCUUAUCCCAGGCCCUUGAAUCCACUCUGAGUUGUUCAGUACCUUUUGGAUUGGUUCCUAUUUUUAUUUUUCUUCCCGGGUUUGCCAACUUCAUUUCUUUUAUCUUUCUUCCAUGGAUAGCUACAGGUAGUCUACAGGUAGUGUACUUUAACCCAACGUGCUAAACGUGCUAGCAUCGUUGCUCCCUGCUUUGGAUUAGCGUUUUAUUUCUUUGUCGUUCCUUUCCAAAAUGGCACUCCGGGCCAUACGUUCAGUUCUUGUUUGUGUUUUCCGUCGUUGAAAAGACCUCUCUGGUCCGUUUCCCCCUUCUAGAGAGGCAUGUUUGUAUAUUGAAUUAAUACUCUACUUAGUCCUAACCCAGCUUUUUGAACGCGUGCGAUGCCUGAAUAUUGGGCUGUUGUUAUUCAUGUAUUUAUAUCCUUGACUCCAGUUUAACGCUCGCUCUUUGUGUCGGUUUGAACCCAUGCGCGCUCUUAUUUUCACAGUUAUUCACAGUCCCACCGGCCACCGUGCUAUUCUCCACCCAUAGCUGUACGUGUCUAAUAACAUUCGACAUGCUUGCCAGAUACGGCUCUUUUUUUUAAAUACUCAAUGAAAUCCUUCUCUUCAAGUUCCUUUCUUCCCGCAGUUAUCAGGGAUGUUCACUCAACUCAAGCGUCUCUUAUCCGUGCACCUUCAUCUCGGCUUGCCGUACUAAAAAGAUCCUUGGAUUUCAGUUUUUUUCCCCAACCACGUACUCUUGCCAAUGCUAACUAGUGUACAUCUUUUCAAUACUGAUUGCAUUCUUUUUAUGCUCUACACGUGAAAUGUGUGCAGAAAUAAAACAUGAAAACCCCCGUCCCAAUGUUA